This is a messenger RNA of Homarus americanus (American lobster), 3364 nucleotides long. RefSeq names its product TATA element modulatory factor-like. The transcript has 10 exons. The coding region runs from base 279 to 2624 and encodes 781 amino acids. The record is from RefSeq and is a predicted model, not a curated record. Lineage: Eukaryota; Metazoa; Arthropoda; Malacostraca; Decapoda; Nephropidae.
CGUAGUACAGAUGGUGUGAUAACAAGUGAUGCAGCUUGUAGUAUUAAUGGAAGGAUUAGAUGAAAGAAACUGGUAUUAUGGAUGAUUAAUCGUCAUUGGAUGAGUCAUUAGAAUAAUUUCAGAAGGGAGAGAUGAACUUGGGUGGUUAUGUGAGAAAAGACAAAUCUACAUGAAUGACAGUAAGAGGAAGAGAUGCUGUAAGUGGAUGUACAGUAGUCAUCUUGAUUGAUGGAAAAGUGGAAGUUGUGGUAAUUGUUUAAGUUAAAAUCCUGAACAAAAUGGCUGCUGCUAAACAGUGUAAUUUUGAAGCUAGUACAGGUAUCUCAACAGCAGCUGAAACAUUAAAAGUGAAUGAGGAAAACAGAAAAAGAGUCAUACCUGAAAGUACAAGUAUGACUAGUGUUCAAGAUUCAGGAAUAUGUUCUAACCAGGACCCAUCUGCUAAUGAGAGAGAAACAUCAUUACCUUCCCAGGUGCAAUCUAGUCGAGAAAAUGAACCCUCUGCUUAUGUAACAUCAACACCAAUUAAGAAGAAAGUAAAUGAGAAAAUCAGUGAAUUUGAAAUUUUACCCAGUCAGAUGAUUCUUGAUGACCCGCUUUUAUCCUCUAUUGAUGAGCCCGGAGAUUUGACAGAACACCAGGUUGACAGUAUAGUAUCGGACGAUGACUUUGAAGAUAACUAUUCAAAAUUAUACGAAACAAAGAUAAAAACAGAUUUUGAUACUACCAAAAAAUAUUCCCUUAUGACCAGAUUUAUGAAUGAUGUGUCAACUAGACCAAGAAUACAAAGAAGUCAUUCCUUCUCCGGCAGUGUUAAACAAAUUUCCUCAGAGUCAGAACCAUCGUCUGUAAUGAAGAAUCUCUUUGAUAUUCCUGUGAGCCCAAAACUGAAGAGUCGAGUGCGUCAGCGCCUGUACACUUUAGUUAAUUCUAUUGAUGGUUAUCAAGGAAAAAUCAAUAUUGAGGAAGAAGAAGAAAAUAUCAGAAAAUUAUGUUUGAAAACAGUCGAGUCCGUGUCAAAUUCUAAAGUGAACAUAUCUGCAAGUACUCAAACAAAUGCAAAUUUAAUUGUUGAUUCAAAGGGGAAACCACAUAGAAGUGCUUGUAUGAAAGGAGAUUUUGAAGAUACCAUUUUAUUAAAGAACAAUGUAAAUAACACCAAUGUGUGUAAAUGCCACCCACAAGGUUGUAGUGUAUUAAACACCAGUGAUAAAAAACAUGCCUCAAGUCUAGAUCAAACUGUCUUAUCUACUCUUAGUCAUAAUGUAAGUGAAAAGUAUGGUAGUGUUAUGUCCAGUUUACUAGAAUCUCAGAUGAGAACACUUCAGCUCCACCAGGAACAGCUCAACCAGGAAAAAUUAAGUCUUGCCAUGCAGAAAAAAGAUCAUGAAGCUCAAGCCAGAAUAUCUGUGUAUCAAGAAAAGUUGCAGCUAAUGAUCCAGAUGGUGGAAGAACUAGAAUUUAAGUUGUCAGAAAUGCAAAAGAAGAUGAGAGACCAAGCUGAAUAUUAUCAACACAAGAUAAAAAAACAAGAUGAAGUGCAUAAGGAAAGUUUGGCAGUGAUGAGAAUGGAAUGUGAGAAAAAGAUGCAUGAACUAGAAUCUAGAAUAUUAUCAGUUCGCAAGGAAAUGACACAAUCCUGUGACCAAAAUAUUUUGGCAGUGUUAUCAUCUACACAAGAAAAGGCAACGGUAAUUGAAAAAGAACAUGAAGCACACAUCCUUCAGUUAAAUUCUGUCAUCAGCAAACUAAGGGCAGACAAAAGAGAACUUGAAUUUUCCUUAGAAAACUCGUAUUCAAACCCUGACAACAAGGAACUAGAUGCAAACAUUGCUGAGAUUUGUAAUGAAAAAGACUCCCUGAAACAAGAAAUUGAUACAUUGAAACAAAGGUUAAAAGCACCGUGUGAUACAGAUGAAACAGUUGUUGCACUCCAAGAGGAUAUAUCAAAUUUAGAGAUAGCCAAAAGACUGCUUCAGGAAGAAGUUGACGUGUGGAAGAAAGAAUCAGAAACACUGCAACAGAAAUUAAGUGCUACUGAACUAGGGCACAAAAAGUUAUUAGAUGAAGCUCUUCAGGGAUCACACUUAUUGGCGAAACAGGAAGUGGAAAGACUGCAGAUACAAAAUACUCGUGAAAAUGAGAGACUUAAUAAGACAAUUACCCUAUUAAAAGAGAAGCAAUCUCAAGCUUUAUCUGAAAAUUUAGUCCUUCGGCAACAGAAUAGUCAACUUCUUAAAGUAGAGAAAGACCAUAAGGAGUAUUCAUCCUCAAGAGAAACAUUAGAGAAGGAGGUGGCUUCUCUUAGAUCAGAGCUGCAACAAGCAGAAUCUCAAGUACUUCAACAACAGAUGAAUUUUAAACGCUUACAAAAAGCGCAUGCCAAUGAGUUAACAAAGUACCAGGAAGCUCAUAGACAAAGAAUGCUUAACUAUCAAGUUUCCAUGGAAAGAGAAAGAUCAUCAGCAGUAUCUCAAGCCCUGGCCCGCCAACAGGAAGAAACAAAAAUCCUCAUAACAGAAGUUGGAUCUCGUUAUGAAAAUUUACUUGGAAGUGUUCAAGCACAUGCUAAAGCUCAGAUGCAUGAGUAUAAAAAGAUUAUGGCUGGAUUACUGCUGUAUUGAAUAUAACUGAACCCUCUCUUAAGGAAGUUAAUGAAAUAUCCCGAGGUUUUUGCCGUGAUAUUAUUAAUUUUCUAGAAUAAGGGAGAUGAUCACUUCACACCAUGACACAUGGAGGAGCAAAAUACAAAAAGGUGUCAGCUCCAGCACCGGAAAGACAUGGUAAUACAACUACAUGAGAUAUCAGUGUUGUGGUAAUACAACUAGUGGGAUAUCAGAGUGCUGUGGUAAUACAACUAGUGGGAUAUCAGAGUGCUGUGGUAAUACAACUAGUGGGAUAUCAGUGUUGUGGUAAUACAACUAGUGGGAUAUCAGUGUUGUGGUAAUACAACUAGUACAGUAUACCCUUGCACUUCCGAACCUCUCGGAACCAGAUUUCGGUUGACCCAAACGACAUUUGGAUGUGGCAGAUUUGUAUCAGGUCUCUCUCUCUCUCUCUCUCUCUCUCUCUCACAGUCUGUAUGCCACGUUUACUGCACCGGUGCUAAAAUGGACCCUGUUCGCAUCUCCCGCUACUACUCACAGCAUGCGUCCUCCCUCAGUCCCGCUUGUAGUCACAGUGUGCAUACAGUAUCUCGCUAACCUCUCACUCGCGCCCUUAAGUUGUUCCUUGUGUAUUUUGUGCCUUGUCAAACAUUACAUUGCCCUUGCUGUCUGACAAACUCUGACUAAACGGUCAUGAGUCCUACUAUACCAGGGGUUCUCAACCGGGGGGAAUUCCGGUUUUCAGGGGGGGGGGGAAA